Dreissena polymorpha is the source of this 996-nucleotide messenger RNA. RefSeq lists its product as uncharacterized. The coding region runs from base 229 to 996 and encodes 255 amino acids. Lineage: Eukaryota; Metazoa; Mollusca; Bivalvia; Myida; Dreissenidae. The transcript is spliced from 5 exons. The record is from RefSeq and is a predicted model, not a curated record.
CCGGCCCAGGAUCACUGUGGUUUGCACACGUGUUUCAACGGAGGAGAAUGCACCACGCACGUGGCCGGAUACACAUGCACCUGCCCGGAAACACAUGGCGGGCCAACGUGCGAAGAGGAACUGAUACACGGCGGUUGGAGCGACUGGGUCUAUGACGGCGCCUGUUCCCGCACCUGCGGGCAUGGCACUCGGCUAAGAUUCCGGUCAUGUGACUCUCCGCCCAGAAGCAUGUACGGGAAGGCAUGUCCUGGUAACAGCACCGAGGUCACACCGUGCUUCAUGAGAGAGUGCCCAGAAUGUGAAGCUCCCAUCAUAGAUGGGAUCGGACAGUGUGACCUCCAUGAUGACCUCUGCGAGGCCUCGUGUCCCCUUGGUUACAUACUGCCCCGUGGACAGCAGAAGCAGACAUUCCAGUGCGGUCAGUCCACCAACUUUACGUGGAAUCCAUUUCAAAGGCUACCGAUAUGCUCCCCUAGCUUCAGACCAGAGAGUUAUUCCGUCACGAUGAUGAUAGAGUAUGCGUCCCCGCUGCCGUGUUCCGGGGUUGCUAUGGCGAUAGAGGAAGUAACCACCGUCGUCAAGGGGCUACGUUGCUCCAAGGAGAGUGCGUCAUGCUCAACGGACGUCAAGCUUUCCGGAUGUGCUGACGCUAGAAGGAAACGAGAGACGCGGUCUACAUCUCUAGGGAUUGUUUUAUCAAUCCCCCUGUCACUUACCGGCGACUUUAACCUCCCACUGUAUUACGAAACAGGAAAAGUCACUGACACUUUACUGGAAGCCAUGACGGCACUGAACGUGCUCGAGUCUACGGUCAGGGACGUUAAGAGUGACCUUCACGUCUUCUCAGUUACCAUAGACAUGGUCAAAUACAAUGUUGCCAACUUUACCGUGUCCGCACACACUCACUGUGGGGCGGGGUUCGUACCGGUGGAAGCUGUGUGUGGCAAGUUGCUUUGUUUAAUCAAAAGAACAGUAACAAUUUCAUCAUUAUUAUAG